AUGCAGAUAAAAUCGGAAAUUAAAAACUGCCUCGACUUUUUAAAGCAUGUAUAUGGUGUAUUCGGAUUUUCAUUUAAUCUUUACCUGUCAACACGUCCUGAUGACUAUCUCGGUGAACUUGAAUUGUGGAACAAGGCUGAGAAGCAACUUGAAGAAAGUUUGAAUGAGAGCGGCUUCAAAUGGGAACUAAAUGCUGGUGAUGGUGCCUUCUAUGGCCCCAAGAUCGAUAUAACAAUAAUGGAUGCUAUAAGGAGGCGGCAUCAGUGUGCUACUAUUCAACUUGACUUCCAGCUUCCUAUUAGAUUUGAUCUUACUUAUGCAGCGUAA
Protopolystoma xenopodis is the source of this 327-nucleotide messenger RNA. The record is from the annotation of a GenBank genome assembly. NCBI's taxonomy places the organism in Eukaryota, Metazoa, Platyhelminthes, Monogenea, Polystomatidea, Polystomatidae.